Ilex paraguariensis (yerba mate) is the source of this 1564-nucleotide messenger RNA. The record is from the annotation of a GenBank genome assembly. Lineage: Eukaryota; Viridiplantae; Streptophyta; Magnoliopsida; Aquifoliales; Aquifoliaceae.
CUUCACGUCAUCAUCACAUGACUCCCAAGUUUGUUAAAAUUUCGUUGAAGGAAUAUUGACUCGUUAAAGGCUACACUCCCUAGGUGUAACUUGACCUUAUGAUCUCUUAUUCUUUUAAUCAGCUUGUGAAUAAAGGAGUUCAAUCCAAACACUUAACCUGAGCUAGAAAUACUGACUUUCCUCGUGUAACGCUAUGGAUGACGUGAUCAUCAUUGCUUAAGGUCGUAAAUGGACAACCUGAUUAUUGACUUUUGCUGCAAGUGAGAUAUGGAGAUAUCCUUCUAUUUAUUUUCGAUAUUAUUUUGGGUAUCAUCAUCUGCUAUGUGUGGGUUCUCUGCAAUUAUUUUCUUGUUAUGUUGUUAUAGCAUGUCGGAUUUGGAUUAGAGAAAUUAAUUCCUAACAGUUGCAUGUUCCCUUUGUAUGGGGGAUUAGAAGCAGAUGCAGAUGAAAACAGGUUACCCAUGCCUCAGUGACAAAAACAGUGUACAGAAGAUAAGCUUAUUUAUUCCAUGGCAUGGGCUUCUUCCCUACUUAUCCUCCACAUUUUAACCAAGAAGAAAUGGUGAAGAAAGAGAUCAGGGAAGAGUGAUCUGCUUUAGAACAGCCAUGGUUUCUAUUCCCAUUACUUCCUCAAUGCAGAUAGCUUUCAGCUCUCAACACGCCACCAAAAGGCCACAGCCUCAAGCCAGACAGGCACGCUCGUCGGGAACAAUGCCGGCGACCCAUGUCGUCACUCUUAAUGUUAAACAACAAGAGAGAGCCGAGAUGCUAGUUGAUAAAUCAAAUGAUACCAAGGAUGAAGUCAAGAGAGAUGAGAUGGAAGGUUCUGUUCUGGGGUUUGUCGAUGAGAGAUGGAAAAAGGGCACUUGGGAUCUAAAUAUGUUCGUGAAAGAUGGCAAAAUGGAUUGGGAUGGUGUGAUUGUUGCAGAAGCAAGGAGAAGAAAGUUUCUUGAACUGCAUCCAGAAACAGCAGCAAACCAAGCUCCAGUGCUCUUUAGAACCUCCAUCAUACCCUGGUGGGCAUGGGUCAUGCACUCCCACCUCCCUGAGGCUGAGCUACUCAACGGUCGAGCUGCCAUGGUUGGGUUCUUCAUGGCAUACUCUGUAGACGCUCUGACACAACUUGAUGUGGUUGGCCAAACCGGCAAUUUCAUAUGCAAGUUUGGCCUCUUGGUUACAGUCAUUGGUGUAUUGCUUUUCAGGCGAACUCAAGAUUUUGAGAAUCUGCAGAAGGUGGCUGAUGCGGCCACAUUCUAUGAUAAGCAGUGGAAAGCAUCAUGGCAAAAUGAAGAUGCCACCACUGGUGGCACGCCUAAGUAAAGAAUGGGGUGGAGUAUUUUUUUUUUUCAUUUUUUGGGUUUUUUUGGUGAGCAAUGAAAUGAUGUAACUUUACAUUCUAGGGUUAAUCAAAGCUUGUUGUCAUUGGCUUGAUCUUCAAUUUUAAGGAGGGAUAUGUAAUCAUGGGUUAUAUGAUUUUAUAUGUUUUAAUUUUGUGAUGGAUGGAGUUGGGAACGGAACUAAGAUUUAUCCUUGGGUAGACCAAGCAGUAUAUGUAGAAAUUAAU